AUGAACCUAAGAGGGGACGAGGGAGGCGUAAAACAGGAGAAAUUUAGAAGAAUAGAUGUAGAGGGAGGGGAAAGUGGGAGAAAUUUAGAAGCAAGGGGGCGUAGAUGGCAAUUGGUAGGGUAUGCUACAGAUGGCAUUAUUUAUCGGCCUGCUUUCGUGACGCCUCUCAAGUCUUAUAACCAGGAGAAGGACAAUUGUAGCAAGAUACCCCCAUCAGCGGAACAUUCAAAAGUAUAUCCAGGCCAAGAGAGAAUCCCAAAUAACAUCACGCCAGGGAUGGUUUCAAACACUGCAGAGACUGCUGCUGUUUCUGAAGAUCUUCCUCCAGCUUCACCAAGAAUCAGGCUUGCUGAUGGAAGGUAUCUGGCUUAUAGAGAAAGUGGGGUCCCCAAGAACAAAGCAAACUACAAGAUCAUCAUUGUUCAUGGCUUUGGAAGCUCCAAGGAAAUGAGUUUCCUGGCACCCCAAGAAUUAAUAGAUGAGUUGGGGAUAUAUUUUCUGCUAUAUGAUCGUGCUGGAUAUGGAGAAAGUGAUCCAAAUCCAAAGCGUUCGGUCAAGAGUGAAGCCCUUGACAUCGAAGAACUGGCUGAUCAGUUAGAGUUAGGAUUGAAAUUUUAUGUGAUUGGAGUGUCAAUGGGAUCGUAUCCCACCUGGAGUUGCAUCAAAUAUAUACCACACAGGCUAGCAGGUGUGGCUUUGGUAGUUCCAGUUGUCAAUUAUAGGUGGCAUUCUCUUCCUGACCAUCUGAUAAAGGAUGAUUACAGGAGAAAACUUAUCAAAUGGGGACUCUUCUUUGCAGAAUUUGCCCCUGGACUACUGCGGUGGUGGGUGACUCAGAAAUGGCUCCCUUCAACUUCUGUCCUGGAAAGAAAUCCGGUAUUCUUCAACAGCAGAGACAUAGAAGUCCUCAAAACAAUUCCAGGCUUCCCAAUGCUUUCUCAGGAAAAAUUACGACAACAAGGGGUUUUUGAUACUCUGCAUCAUGACUUCAAAUUGGCUUUUAGCCGUUGGGAUUUCGACCCCAUGGAUCUCAGCAAUCCAUUCCCCCAAAACCAGAGCUCUGUUCAUAUUUGGCAAGGUUAUGAAGAUAAGGUUGUGCCAUUUCAACUUCAAAGAUAUAUUUCAUUUAAGCUACCGUGGAUUCAGUAUCAUGAAGUUCCUGACGGUGGGCAUUUAAUUGUGCAUUAUGCUGGUUUGUGUGAGGCCAUUCUGAGGGCACUUUUGCUUGGAGAAGAACAUCUUCAUUACAAACCUACUAUAGCCAAAAUUGUUUCAUAA
Prunus armeniaca (apricot) is the source of this 1278-nucleotide messenger RNA. NCBI's taxonomy places the organism in Eukaryota, Viridiplantae, Streptophyta, Magnoliopsida, Rosales, Rosaceae. The record is from the annotation of a GenBank genome assembly.